Molecule: messenger RNA, 285 nt
Organism: Naegleria fowleri
Lineage: Eukaryota; Heterolobosea; Eutetramitea; Acrasida; Naegleriidae
Exons: 2
Coding region: 1-285 (94 amino acids)
Source: RefSeq, a predicted model, not a curated record
AUGGUUAUCCAAUACAGUAAGACCAUGAAGGUCCAUAAUGAAACAAGAAAGUUCAUCAAUUAUAACGAUACUUACUUCACUCAACCAUCAAAGAAGCAAAAGCUGAAGGGUGACACUUUUAAAAGCUCUGUCAGAGGAAUCACAAAGACCACUCGUCUCGGAAUUGUUGGCAAGUUUCGAAAACGUCGUUGGGUGAAAACUUUAGAGGCUCAUCAAAAAAGAGUAGAUAUAAUUGUGAAUUUUGUGGCCAAUCCUGUUAGAGACAGGCUUGCCCAAGCUCAGUAA